AUGAUGACAGGAAUACAUCAGGCAUUCUUGGCCAUUGGUGUUUAAAAGAAAACUGCUGAACCAAACUCCCCCAGAUCGGCAAGAGGGUCCCAAAUGGCCACUGUUGCUAUGAAAGUGCAGGAAAGGGAAGUUUUAUUGUAAUUUCUUCACGGUACCUGUUGUCACUGGCAAGUUAUUCACUGGGUUGCUUUUUUGCUGGUAACUUCAGGCAUGUAUGUGCUGGCACAGCUGGGAUGUAGCUCAGUUGUUUUUUUUAAACUGCAGAUUUUGUUCUCGGCAUGUUACACAUUCCCACGCUUGUGCACCUCCCAUGCUGGGUGGGACAGCUACCUGUCCCCAUCCUGCUGUGAGGGUGAUCCACUAACAGCCAAGUGAGCCCCAGGCCGUGCAUUUUCUCUGCAGGCAGCUCCAAGAAUCAGUACAUAGCGGUUGGAGUCGGUUUCUCUCUGCUGAAUCUGCUUGUGGCUGCUCUGCCCUCCAAGUGGGCAGUGGGUGAGUCAGUAGCUGUCUGGCCCACACCGAGGCCUUGGUGCUGCUUUGAACCGAGGGGUGUGCAAGUCACUGUUUUGCUUCUUUGAGGUUGUCGCAGGUUUUGAUUGCGGGGUGACAAUAAAACCGUGGCAGAUGUAUUGUUAACCUCCUCUGCCCCCCCACUUCCCCUGCUGGCCCCCCCUUCUCCCCCCUUCCCACUCAGGACAGGUGAUUGGGAGGAAAGAAGGACAGAGAGAAGAGAGAUGGAACAAUUAAAAAUGUUUUACUAAUGCUACUAAUAAGAAUAGAGAAAAUAAUACAAAAUAUACAAAACCAAUCUUGAAAGUCUCAGCAACUGCAGAGCCGGCACCUGAAGUCCUGGACUGGACUCUGCAGCCAACCGGAGCUGGAUUCAGUCAGUCACUAGGCCUCAGUUCGCAGGGACGACUAGCAAGGUCCUCUCCUAAUGUUGGCCAUAAGCCAAAGGGAUGAAAAGGGAAAGGGACGAGAUCGUCAUGAUCUCCCACUUUUAUAUGAAGUAUUCGUGUGAAUGGGAUGUUAUACUCAGUUGGUCAGUUUCUUGGUCACCUGUUUCUUGUUGCCCCUCUCACAAGAUGUCCAUCCGUGCUUAUCAAUAACUUUGCAUUCCAUUGCUAUGUUUACCAAAACAUGUGUCUGGUUCUCCAGGAAAAUGCAGCUAAUAUGAAGGCUUUAACUGACAGGCAAAUUCACUAAAAGAGAAACUUGUUUGUUAGCAAAACCAGGACAGAGGUAUGUGUCUCGGCUGCUCGCAAAAUGGGAGGUUUAAGCAGCCCCGCUUCAGGGCAGAAGAUGUGUGAGGUGAUGAAGAAAGCUGGGGCUUUACUCUUUUAAACAUCCACCAUCCUUCAUUUGCUUUUUGUGCUGCUUAAUAAUUUCAGUGCAUGCUAGAGGGAAAGUUUAUGUGUUGAGGGAGAUGGUGAAUGUGGCAAAAUUAGGUCUCUGGUCUUAGUGAAGUCAUGAACCUUGUGGUAGGGCUGCUGUGGUUGGUGGUUAAUGGAUAUUCAGAGAUGCAGCAGAAAAUGAACAGGCAUAAACACAAAUAAGCUCUCUCUACCAUUGCUAUCAAGUUGCAGAGGUUUCUGCAUUGUGAGGUUUUGUACCUGUGGUCACCCUCACCCCACCGCGAUGGCAAUAGGAUGACUGCCAGCACGAUAAUGGCACCUGCCAGUCCUUUUUGUUGUUGUUGCUGUGCUAGAAAGGUAACAGCAAUGGCUCAUAUGGGCACGAAAGAUCUGGUCAGAGAUUAAUUUGUCAUUGCUGGCCAAGAGGCACCUGGGAGAUGCAGGGAGGAUCCUCUCAUCCUCCAUGCCAUGUGUGGGUGGCCCUGGGCAGACAUCUGGGCCAUGCAUGUGUGCGUGGGAGCAGGAGCAGGUAAAAUAAACUUCUGCAGAGACUUCACAAAGAAAUGCCACCUCCCCCUUGUGUAACAUCGCUCACCAGCCUUGGUCAUGCUGGUUUCACGAGCAUCCCAUGGAGCAGGAAGAGCCAACUCUGCCAGGAGAGUUGUGUAUUUAAGGUUGCCCAAAUGCCCUGGGAGUACACCUCGCCGCAGCCUCCAGCGCAGAGGCUGUAGCUGCUUCCCGCACCCCAGCCCCGAGGAGCACAAACAGGCACUGCUGGUGUGUUUUGACUUGAGUCUCAUGAUGGCGUGCUGCAUCUGGCAAACUGGAGCUGAGUGGUUACUGGUUCCCUUGGUUAGGAAGGCUUCCUGACUUUCAUUUAAUCCCUGGCUUAUUAAUGGUGCUCACCUCUUUGAUCCAAGACUUGCCCUGAUUUCAAUGAGCAUUGAGCAAGAACCCAGUGACAGGAAAGGCUGUAUCAGGAGGAGCAGCUGCUGUGCCCUGGAGGGUUCCUUCACCCUCGUGACCAAAUCUAUAGUCGUAGGUGAAGCGUAUUUAUUCCCAGCCAAGCUGGAGUAAACUCAAGUAAUCCUUUGCUGGGAAAAUAACUCUGCUGAAAUAAAAGCAGCUGGCACCAACUGCUUGGGGAGCUCCCGUUCUUCUCAUCUCAAGCACCGAGGGGGAUCAGACUCUUCCUACAAAAGGGUGAAGCAGAGAGAAGAUAAGCUUUGGUUUCUCUUUUGGACAACACUGUUAAGUGGGAUAUCGCUGGGACCAUGUCCUCCUCCAUCAAAAUUGAAUCUGUUGUGAAGGAGAAGAACAGGAUGGGAGAAUGCCCCGUGUGGGAAGAAAGGGAGAAUGCACUUGUCUAUGUAGACAUUAAUGCACAGAAAGUUUGCCGCUGGAGCCCGCUCACCAAUGAGGUGCAGAGUGUGUCUGUGGAUGCUCGUGUUGGCUCAGUGGCAUUGCGGCAGUUUGGGGACUAUGUCAUCGCCCUGGGGAACAGGUUUGCCUUUCUGGACUGGGACACUCAGAAGGUCACUACCAUCCAUGAGCUUGAGCAGGAUAAACCCAACAACAGGUUCAAUGAUGGGAAAGUGGAUCCAAAGGGGAGGUUUUUCGCUGGUACAAUGGCUGAAGAGACGGCACCGGGUUUCCGAGCAAGGCGGCAAGGCGCUCUCUAUACCCUUUUCCCCGACUGUUCGGUAAUAAAACAGUUAGACCAGGUGGACAUCUCCAAUGGUCUGGAUUGGUCCCUGGACCACAGGACCUUCUUUCACAUCGACAGCCUGGCAUACGCUGUGCAUGCCUUCAGCUAUGAUGUACACACAGGAAAGAUCGCCUGUCCCAGACUUUUGUACCAGCUAGAAAAGGAGGAGCAAAUGCCAGAUGGGAUGUGCAUUGAUGUGGAAGGAAAGCUCUGGGUGGCGUGCAUUGAUGGUGGGAGAGUAAUUCGUAUAGACCCAGAGACAGGAAAAAGAAUCCAAACUGUGAAGCUGCCUACUCCAAGGAUCACCUCUUGCUGCUUUGGUGGAAAAGACUACUCAGAAAUGUAUGUGACUUCUGCAUAUGAUGGACUGGAUGAGGCCACCUUAGCCAAGGAACCUCAUGCGGGAGAGAUUUUCAAGAUAACAGGCCUGGGUGUGAAAGGGAUCCCACAGAAUUUCUUUGCUGCUUGAACAUUGAUGCUAAAUGACAAAGAAUAAAUGCUUACAUGUUGCAGUAAUUCUGACAAGGAGAAAUCCAAUGAAUUGCAGAAUUCAUCUAUGUGAGAAUUUCUAAAUCCACCUUUAAGAGUGUGCUUUUUUGGAAUUGAAGAUAUUCCUUCUUUUGUGGGCCCGUGGCAUGAUGCAGUAGGUUAGAGAGGUAAUGUUAAUCCAUGUUAUGCCUUGAUAUCUUUCAUGACUUUCCAUAAACCUCUUCAAGCUCAAGCUUAGUUUUGAUGAACUUCUGAUGACCAGCUCUGGAUUUUCAAGUCUGUGUUUCUCGAAGUAGGAUCUGACUCCUGUUUUGUCUUUUCAUGUUACAGUGAUGUACCAGCAAUGGUAUGACAGGUUUGAAUAGACAUUUUAAGAGUCAUGAUCUGAACCGGACUGCUCCUCUGCUGUGGGACUCCUCCUGAGAUAUUUUCUUGGUGAUCAGACUUAUUCAUAGUAUCCAGACUCCAUUUUUACAUCCUUACUAGCUUGUUUCCAUUUGCCUUAUCAUGAAUUCUUCUGCAUUGUCUUUAGGACACAAUUUAUGCUGUUGAAAAUAAACUAUGCAACCAUAUUUAAAA
Messenger RNA from Columba livia (rock pigeon), 4131 nucleotides. Its product is annotated as regucalcin. The record is from RefSeq and is a predicted model, not a curated record. Gene Ontology annotation, molecular function: calcium ion binding; gluconolactonase activity; enzyme regulator activity. Gene Ontology annotation, biological process: L-ascorbic acid biosynthetic process. Bases 2630 to 3532 code for a protein of 300 amino acids. The transcript is spliced from 7 exons. NCBI's taxonomy places the organism in Eukaryota, Metazoa, Chordata, Aves, Columbiformes, Columbidae.